AGCUGUACGCUUAGAAGCUAAGGCGAGUCAGUACCACAACCAGUGAAAGCAAACCCAGACAACGCGACAGUGUCAACAAACAUCGAUCAACAAGAGAGAAAUGAAGCUGAAGCGCGAUAUGAGCGUUAUCUUUCUGGUUGGAUCAUUCCUCCUCCUUCUACCAUUCUCCGAAAGCAAGGAUGUGAGGUGGAAAUGGCAGGCUGGUAGUUCUAGCGUGAACCAAGUCGCUACAGACCUGGGACUUGGGGCACGUUCAGGAGGCAUGGUUCUUAAGGACUACAACACCUACAACAAUUUAUACUUAUUUGGAGGUCUUGUUUAUGAUCCCAAGUUAAACAAACAGCGCCUGACUAAUGAUUUAUGGUUUAUAAAUGGAGGGGUUCCGUCUGAAAAUAUCCUGCAUAAAGGGAACAGUGGCCAAGGAGUCAAGCGAGGGACUGAUCAGUUACCUGCUCCACGUAUGUUGGGUGCUGGCUGCGGUAUACCGGGAGCCAUGUUCAUGGUGUACGGCGGCUAUGGGGAACAGGAUGUUCUGGCCGAUACAUGGAUCUACGACUUCAGACUUAAAAACUGGAGCAGUUUUGAAAAAAUGCAUUCAGAUAUGAAAGAAAAUGACACUGACUUGCUUUCCCCGCCAGCUAGAGCUGAUAUGGCAGUUUGGUGUUUGCGUGAUAAACUGGUCAUCUUUGGAGGAAUCGGUGUGAAAGCUCAGAUUUUUCGGGACAUGUGGGAGUUUGACUUCAGGACCUUGACCUGGAGAGAGAUGGAGAAUUCUGUACUGAUGAGGAACCAGAUCUAUAACAAUCACCUGACUCUGUGGCCGGAACCAAGAAAUGGUGCCACAACCUGGGUCAAAGACACUGCUCUUUACUUGUUUGGUGGAAAUAGAGCACCCAAUUACAACAUAAACUAUCAUCACAAUACAGGAUUUGGCUCCGAUUUGUUCAUGUAUAACAUCACAGAGGGCACUUGGAGAUAUGUACAUGGUAGGCGACAAACAGGUCAAGCUGGCAAGUUUGCCUUUGUGGGACAGCACACGAGGGAUAACGAGCCAGGCUGUCGGAGAGGUGGUGCAGGGAUAGUGGACACUAGUGGAAAUCUCUGGCUGUUUGGCGGAGAAGGAGCCGAUGUCCAAACCAAUUCCAUUUCGUCUGUGAAACCACCAAAACGUCUCGCAGAUUUAUGGCAUUUUGAUGUGUUGAAGAAUCAAUGGGCUUUCAAGGCUGGGUUUGAGAGCGGAAACUCGGCUGGUAUUUACAAUGGUGACAAGAAUACUUACUACACUGGCUCCCAGCCUGGGUCAAGGUUUGACACCAUGGCUGUCGUGGCUGGGAACACAAUUCUCGUCUUUGGUGGCACAGGAAUGGAUGCCGGUGGCAAGGAAGGUCUGCUCAGUGACUUCUGGGAAAUUGACAUGCACAACUAUGUGGCCUAUUUUAGUGCCACUUAUUCUGGUACUAUUUUCAACUUGAUCUUCUGGCCGUUCACACUUGUGGCUAUCAUAUGUGUGUCCUUUCUCUACGGCCGAAAAUUCUUCGACAAGCCUGGUACUAAACGGGACAUUGCCUAUGCACCGCUCACACAGGAAUGAUGAAAUUAGUCAAUAAAUUAGUUAAGGUGACAAAUGAUUUUUUUACCCAAGACAAAGGCUUCAGAGAGUGUUUUAACUCGCUCACCCCUACAUAUUUAAACUGGACUUACCCAGUCUUUGAUUUGGUAAGGUUCAAAUGUGACUUUAGAGGUGAAAGGGUUAACAAAGCAAGGUAGGAGCUGGUACAUGUAUAUUCAACGAUGUUUUAGAAUUAUAGGAAUUUGACCCAUUUUUGAUGACAUAGCAUAAAAUUAAUAAAUGGAAAAAAAAGAGUAAAAAUCAGAAAAUGUGUAAAUCAUAUUUUUUUUAAAGAUUUAGUAAGUUUAAUAUAUCUUUUCGUUAAAAGAAGCCCAUAUUAUGAAGUUUUCACAGAUUAACAAAACAAUGCCAAGUGUAUUAUGUUUUGAAACAAAAGAAUAAACAUACUAAGGGGCCAAAUUCCACCUCCGCCAUACUGGGGAUUAAACUGUGGACCUCCAAACUCGAGAUGUACAUCAAACGAAUGAUUGGGGUUGGUUUUUUUGGUGUUGUUUCUCUUCAACCUUCAAAGGGCAAGUGUGUGUCUAGUGAAUGAUGAUUUUUUUUUUAACUGAAACCACUCUAAUCACUACUUGUGUGCUUCUGAUAUUGUCAUUUCCAAAAGGUGUGGAUCAUAGUGUAGAAUGGAACCCUAGCUUCAAUUUCAAAGGAUCCUGUCAUCUGGCUAAGUUCUAAGACAGUUACAUUCAAAAAGAAAUUAAUGGGAGAUCAGUUAAAAUCAGAAAACUAUGAUAAAAUUCUCUAGCCUUGUGCCUGAAAUCGGUCAGUGAUCGAUCAUUGACUUAAAAAUAGUAAAGUGCAUAACAGUUACCUCCCUUGCUUUCAUAAACACCACUUUGAGAUCAUUUGUAAGUUAAAAUAGUGAAUUUCAAGUGUAUCAAUAACUGAAAUGAACCUAAUGAAAAACUAUUUGUAUCAGGCAUCUCAAAAUAAUCAGAAAGGUGUUGAUUUAUCAUCAGGAGAAAUUAAAGCUAACAAAAAAUUCAGUAAAUGUUAAUUGUAUACUGGUACACUUUAUUGUAUUAAGUCAAAUAACAUUCCAUUCUACACUCCGUAGAAUUCAUCAAUUUUAAUCAUUAUUUUGCAAUAUUCCACAAUUUUGUAUAAUAUAUCUUACGCUAUGCGAGGGGCUUAUUAUUGUUAAACAUUAGUUAUAUCUAAUAACAUUGUUAUUUGUUUUUAUGUAAUGUGAGACAGAGUGUUCUGUGUUUUUCUGUGUCUCUAUAAAGGAGAGGAUUGCUCGAAACAUUACCUCAUAUUGCCUACACUGCUGAGGUAACUUCCUUGAUGUUAAUUAUGUCUUUAUACAUGUAUAUCUUCUGGAGGCACGGUAGUCUAGUGAUAGGACGUCGGCCUCGUGACCGAAGGGUUGCGGGUACAAGUCAUGGCACCGCACAGUGUUGUAUCUUUGAGCAAGAUACUUUACUCCGCUUGUUCCAGUCUACUCAUCUGUAAAUGAGUACGUG
Molecule: messenger RNA, 3096 nt
Organism: Mizuhopecten yessoensis (Yesso scallop)
Lineage: Eukaryota; Metazoa; Mollusca; Bivalvia; Pectinida; Pectinidae
Exons: 2
Coding region: 101-1591 (496 amino acids)
Molecular function (GO): protein binding
Source: RefSeq, a predicted model, not a curated record